Messenger RNA from Durotheca rogersii, 1030 nucleotides. RefSeq names its product glycoside hydrolase family 61 protein. The coding region runs from base 206 to 892 and encodes 228 amino acids. NCBI's taxonomy places the organism in Eukaryota, Fungi, Ascomycota, Sordariomycetes, Xylariales, Xylariaceae. The record is from RefSeq and is a predicted model, not a curated record. The transcript is spliced from 3 exons.
CGCCCCUAGGGAGGGAAAUACAGGUAGGUAUAUGAACGUCCCACGUCUCGGUUCGUUCUCUGCUGUCCUCUGUGAAUACCUACGUUCCAGUCCCUUGAAUCCUAGCUACCAACGACCGAGCCGACUUGCUAGAUAAGGUAAAAGGGAGAUAGAGAGAUAUACCUAUAGGUAUCUUGGCAUAGCGCCAAACUCGAGGACAUCAAGCAUGAAGCUGCUCAGUCUCCUGGCGCUCGCGGGCACCGCCCAAGCCCACUACCGGUUCUCGAAGCUGAUCGUGGGCGGGGUGGCGGAGGCGGCGGAGUGGACGGCGGUGCGGAUGACGAAGAACUACCAGAGCAACGCGGGGGUGACGGACGUGAACAGCGCGGACAUGCGGUGCUACCAGAUGCGGGCGGGCACGCACACGGCGACGGUAGCGGCGGGAAGCGUGCUCGGCUUCGUCGCCAACGCCGCCGUCACCCACUUCGGCCCCGUCCAGUUCUACAUGGCCCGCGCCCCCGACGGCGCCGACCUCAACACCUGGGACCCCGCCGGCAACGUCUGGUUCAAGGUCGCCAGCAUCAGCGCCGUGCCGCCCCUCGGCUCCGGCGAGAGCACCUGGCCGGCUUACAACAAGAAGGAGGUCUCGUUCACGAUCCCGAAGAGCGUGCCGAGCGGGAACUACCUGGUGCGCGUCGAGAGCAUCGCGCUGCACCAGGCGCAGUCGGUGGGCGGCGCGCAGAUCUACCUCUCGUGCGCGCAGGUGCAGGUCACGGGCGGCGGCGCCGGCAAGCCCGGCCCCCUCGUCGCGUUCCCCGGCGCCUACCGCGCCAACGACCCCGGCCUGCUCUGGAGCUACUACCCCAUCGCCACGUCGUACACGGCGCCCGGGCCCGCCGUGUGGCAGGGGUGAGCGGUGGGCAGGACCGGGAGAGAGCGAGGGUGUUUGGCAGCGGAGUGCGGGCUGGGCUGGGCCGGGCUGAGAGAGCGAGGUAGGGCGGAGGGGGGGAUAGGGAUGGGGACGAGGCCGUUGACGAAAGGACUGGGCUAU